AUGGACCCACGUCGCGGAAAGGUGGCCCAGGGGGCUUCGAAAACUUCGAAAGCGGGAGCCGCAGCCCCGAAGACAGGCGCGCCCGGCGCGAAGGACGCCCAGGCCAAGCCCCUCGGGGCCUCCGGGCUCAAAGCGCAGGCCUGCGGCGGGGCUGGGGAGUCCAGACCCCCGCAGAAGAAGGGCGCCCGGGCCCCCCAGACUGGACGGCGAGUAAGCGCGGGGGAUGCCGGCGCCAAAAAGGGGCCUCUGCCCUCCCGGGGCGUUGAGUCCCCGGGCGCUCCCGGCACCGACCAGCCCGACGGGCAGGCGGUCCCCGCGGAGGGGCUGGAACCUCCCGCCGACCUGGAGCCGUCCCUUCCCGCUGGCGGGUCUCGCAGCAAGGGGAGCGCGCGCUCCUCGCUCCGGAAGCAGAGGUCCCUGACCCGACCCCCUGAGGUCCCCCCGCGAGGCCCGCUGGUCCCAGCCCGGAGUCUCGGCGGGAGGGAGGUGACCGCAGGGAAGCUCCGGUCGGUUCUGGAGAAGUUGAAGCUGAACCGCCAGGAAAUCUCAGCGGCGGCCGAGGUCGUGAACAGGGUCGUGGACCACCUGCUGCGGAGAAUGCAGAGCCGCGAGUCCGAGUUCAAAGGGGUGACGCGGCUGUCCGCGGGGAGCUACUACGAGCACGUGAAGAUUUCUGCUCCUAAUGAAUUUGAUGUUAUGUUCACAUUGGAAAUGCCCAGAAUUCAGCUAGAAGAAUAUUGCGACAGUGGUACUCAUUACUUAGUGAAGUUCAAAAGAAUUCCCAAAGGAAAUCCUCUGAGUGAGUUUUUAGAAAAAGAAGUAUUAUCAGCUUCUAAGAUGCUGUCCAAGUUUCGGACAAUCAUUAAGGAAGAAAUUAAAAACAUUCCAGGUACAGAUAUCACUCUGGAGAGGAAGAAGAGAGGGAGCCCUGCUGUAACACUUCUUAUUAGAAACCCUGAGGAAAUAUCUGUGGAUAUAAUCCUGGCUUUGGAAUCAAGAAGUGCUUGGCCAGCUUGCACUGGGGAAGGCCUCCCCAUCAAAACCUGGCUUGGAGCCAAAGUUAGGACCAGUCUAAGACGGCAGCCAUUUUACCUGGUACCCAAGCAUGCAAAAAACGAAAAUGGUUUUCAAGAAGAAACAUGGCGACUUUCCUUCUCUAACAUCGAAAAGGAUAUUUUGAAUAAUCAUGGACAACAUAAAACAUGCUGUGAAAGUGAGGGAGUGAAAUGUUGCAGGAAAGAUUGCUUAAAACUAAUGAAAUAUCUUUUACAACAAUUGAAAAAAAAGUUUGAAAACCGAAGGGACCUGGAUAAGUUCUGUUCUUAUCAUGUGAAAACCGCCUUCUUUAUUCUGUGUACCGAGUACCCAAAAGACGAUCAGUGGCUUUCUGAAAAACUAGAAGAAUGCUUUGAUAGAUGUGUGGCAUACUUUCUUGAUUGCCUCAACAAAGAAAAUCUUCAACAUUAUUUUAUCCCUUCAGUCAAUCUAUUCUCUCAAGAACAGAUUAACAGAAUAAGUAAGGAAUUUCUCUCAAAGCAAAUUGAACAUGAAAGUAACAAUGGAUUUCCAGUUUUUGAUGAAUUUUGAAAUUUUAAGUUUAAAAAGCAUUAAUGACUGUGGAAAUUUGCUAUAGCAGUGAUUGAUCAAAUGAAUGUAAAUCAUUUCUCUCUCAGUCUGUCUUAGUAAAUGCUAAUCAAGUACAAAUGAUUUUUGGCUAUCUGAGGAAAGAAAUUAGCCAAGGAACAGGAAGAAAGGAAUAUUUAAAACCUAAAAUAUUUACUAGAUUGGAAUGAAAAGGACAAAAACACAUAUUACCUUAAUUAAGUUCAUAAAGCACUUAUUAAAUACAAGUUCUCAUAUAGCACAAUUGUUCAAGAGAUACUAUUAGAAAUAACUAUUGCCUCCAUAAAUUUGGAAGGUUUUGUUCAAUGUACAAAUAUAUUUUGAAGUACUGUCUUGUCCUAUAUGUUAAUAGGUAAAAAGAAAAUGAAAAAUAAGUUGGAUAUUCAUUAUUUUACAAAAAAUUAGAGUAUUUAAUACUAAAAUAAAUUAAAUAUAAAACAUAACUUAUUCUUUUAUAUAUUUAUUUUUAAGUAACACUUUUAUAUCUAUACCAUGUCCCCAAAAAAAUGUCACUUUGUCCUAAGCUUGAUGAGCAAAAACAUUCCCAGCCAACAUUAAAUGAAAUGACAUUGAGGACAUACUUUCAAAUUGCUAAAGUUGCAGUUUCCAGGACACUAUUGAUGAUAUUGAGAAUUUACUGUAUUUUUGAAAAGGCAACACACAUGGUGUAAGACUCAUAGAACAGGCAUGGAAUAAAAUGUCACUCUUUUUCCUUUGUGCUAUAGCAGUAUUCAACCUACAGGCAACUGCUAUUUUUUUUCCUACUCAUUUGCACACUUUAUUGGCUACUUUAUACUUUUUCUCAUUGUUUUGUAGUUCUUUAUAUAAUUUGGAAUACCUUUUCCAAUGUGUGUCUGUCAUUGUCAUCUUCUUCAGUGACUUAAUAAACAUGGUUUUAAGAUUUUAAUGUAGUUGAAUUUAUCAAUCUUUUCCUUUAUGGUUUGUGCAUGUUAUGAAUCUUGUUUUACAAGCCAUGUUUGAACAUACUAAGAGAGAAAAAGUAAUGGGAAGAAAGUAAUGAUAAAUAGAAAAACAUGGCAUACAAAGAAUACAAGCGACUCUUAACUCCAGGAAAACAAUGAAUGUAUACAAGAAAAGAACAGUAACAUAGUCUAAUUUAAGAAUAUUGCUCAGGGCCUCCCCGGUGGCGCAGCAGUUGAGCGCUGGGUUGCAAAGCUGCCCGCAGCCUCUGCAGCGCUGGUUCGAUCCCCGGCCACCGGGUGAGGGUCUCACAUGGAGCACAGACCUCUCCUGCUGCCCACUGCUCCCCUCAGCAGUGUACUUCGUUGGUCUGCCUGUUCUGUUCUCCGCUCUGGCUCUGGUGAAUUCUCUUACCCUCCCGUGCUUCUGACUGUA
This is a messenger RNA of Talpa occidentalis (Iberian mole), 2979 nucleotides long. RefSeq names its product cyclic GMP-AMP synthase (gene CGAS). Bases 1 to 1587 code for a protein of 528 amino acids. Gene Ontology annotation, biological process: DNA damage response; negative regulation of double-strand break repair via homologous recombination; positive regulation of defense response to virus by host. Lineage: Eukaryota; Metazoa; Chordata; Mammalia; Eulipotyphla; Talpidae. Gene Ontology annotation, cellular component: nucleus; cytosol; site of double-strand break. Gene Ontology annotation, molecular function: double-stranded DNA binding; 2',3'-cyclic GMP-AMP synthase activity; chromatin binding. The transcript is spliced from 5 exons. The record is from RefSeq and is a predicted model, not a curated record.